AUGGCGUCCUCCCUCAGAAUGGAAUGCCACAUGUGCUUCGGUCUAACCUCAUCCCCAAGCGCCGAAACCGCCAGAGGUAUCAACUGCCGUUGGUGUGGCCACCAGCACUGUCGCCAUUGUUACGAUGUUCUGGAUGUGAAAAGCGAUAUUCCGCUCCUGGAAUACCCGCUGCUUGAACGAUACUAUUCUUUUGAUAAUGAUAAUAAAGAUUUCCAGAAGUCUGAAGAGUCUAUUCUUGCCGCCUCCUCGGACGGCUUCGAAAAAGUCGAAGUGAUAGGUGGUUUAGCAGAUGAGAAAGCCGCGGGAUUGCCAACUGACGAAAACCCCCCGCCUUAUACCCUCAGUCCCGAUGUCUCGAACCUCAAGAGCCCCGGUAAUACAAAGUCGGAGCCUUGGGCUAAACGCAUCUCUCCUGUCAAAACCUUGUCUCCAGGUAAGGUCAUGGCUACUUGUUGCAGGUGCAAGGCGCAAGAAGAUGUAACUUUUGUAGUAGAAAGUACGCCGCCUUGUAGCAGUUGUUACCAUAGUCGUUGCUCGGCAUGUGAUCCGAGGGGCCCGGAUCCACCGAGCAUGGCACAGAUCAAUAGGAUGAUUGCAGAUAUGCAGAUUGUUGCUUCGAGGGAGUAUAAGAGGAGGGAUGAUGGGUGUGUUGGGAUGUAG
Glarea lozoyensis ATCC 20868 is the source of this 660-nucleotide messenger RNA. RefSeq lists its product as uncharacterized. Bases 1 to 660 code for a protein of 219 amino acids. The record is from RefSeq and is a predicted model, not a curated record. NCBI's taxonomy places the organism in Eukaryota, Fungi, Ascomycota, Leotiomycetes, Helotiales, Helotiaceae. The transcript has a single exon.